GCUAAUGGAAAAUGUAUUAUGCUUCGUUGGAAAUGCGAUGGUUGGGAUGAUUGCACUGACGGUAGUGACGAAAAUUUGGAAACAUGCGCACAUGUACAUUGUCAUGCAAAUGCUUUUAAAUGCACAAAUCUGAAGUGUAUACGUAAAUCUGCCUUAUGUGAUGGAGUUAACGAUUGUGGUAAUAAUGAAGAUGAAUCCGAUGAAGUUUGUGCAGCUUUGCCAAAGUGCCGACAUGACCAAUUUCAAUGCGAGAAUGAGGAUUGCAUUUCAAAAAUAUUCCGUUGUGACGGCCAAUAUAAUUGUAUUGAUGGUUCUGAUGAAAUGAAUUGUCAACCACCAGUCUGUGGUUUCGGUACUUGUUCUCAAAUAUGCAUUGAAAAGAAAGCAGGCCAUUAUAACUGUAAAUGUACUGAUGGUUAUCACAAAGGUCCACUAAAGAAUGACACUUGCUUGUCCUCAGGUCCGGAUCAAGUUCUGUUGCUUGCAUCUGAACAGGAAUUCAGAUUCAUUUUACCAGCAAAACAGGAAGGGACUUCAGUUGUAGGCUUCUUUCAAACAGAUAGCUUAAAAAUUGAUGUUUUUGAUAUACUGAUACGUCCUAAGGAUACAUUGCUCUUCUGGAUUGAUUCGCAUCACGGCAAAGUACAUACUAUGAAAAUAGCUACACCACAAUCAGAUACAAAUACACGUGUACGUAGAGACCUCAAGGAGCUAACAGCGUUUAAUAUACCCGUUCUCAGUGAUCCAAAAUCUCUAGCAGUUGAUUGGAUUACACAAAUGGUUUAUAUAAUAGAUUCGCGUCACAACCAAAUUCUAGCCACUGACAUUGAUGGAAAGAAAUAUGUGUGGUUGGUGUCGACAGGAAUGAAUCCCACAGAUAUAGUACUCGAACCAGAGUCACGUAUUAUGAUUUGGUCUACUUUAGAAAAUGGAAUUUUAGUGGCUUCUUUAGACGGCAGCAAUAAAAAGAGUUUAGUAGAAAGCGACGUUGGCUGGCCAAUAAGUUUAUCUAUUGAUUAUCCAACUGGUAGACUUUAUUGGGCUGAUUAUCGAAAAGGUACCAUCGAAACAUGUCGUUUGAAUGGUAAAGAUCGAAAUGUAGUACGAAGGUUUGCAAAUAAAGAAAAACCACAAAAAAUCGAUGUGUUUGAGGAUUAUCUGUAUAUUAAACUGUACGACCAAAGUAUUAUUAAAAUGAAUAAGUUUGGAAACGAAAAUGGCACAUAUCUGCUUAAGGGCUACCGUUCAUCGGAUAUUGGAAUAUUACAUCCGCUUAAACAAAAUCGAAAUGUUACUAAUCCUUGCAACAAAGAACCUUGUAAAUCGAAACGCGCGCUUUGCAUUUUGUCAUCUGAAUCUGCAGUAGGGUAUUCUUGUAAGUGUCCAGAUGAUCUUGUUAUGUUUGGUGGUGAAUGCAAAGCGCACGCAGAAAUACCUGACUAUUGUCCACUUAAAUGUAAUUUGGGAACUUGCAAAUUAAUAAACCAUGUGCCUAAAUGCAUAUGUCAGCCACAGUUCGAAGGCGAAUUUUGUGAGCAUUAUAGGUGCUCAGGCUAUUGUUUAAAUUAUGGGCUUUGCACAGUGGCUCCACAAAUGCCGGGUUCAUUAGAACAGCCAGCAUUAAAAUGCAGCUGCACUCAUGGUUGGUCAGGCGCACGUUGUGAAACAUCCGUGCCCGAAUGUCAAAGUCGUUGCCAUAAUGGUGGCUCCUGUUUGAUAACUGAGGAUGGCAUGAAGUGUACUUGCCCCGAAAUGUAUUUUGGCGAACAGUGCGAACAUUGCGUUAAUCUUACAUGUGCAAACGGUGGUAUAUGUCGUGAAACAUUAACUGGAACAACGCAGUGCGAGUGCCCAGAUGGAUUUACCGGUAAACGCUGCGAAGUUAAUGUCUGCAAUGAUUUUUGUAAGAAUCAAGGCACCUGCAGUAUUGGUACUAAAGGCGGUCCGCAAUGUCUAUGCCCAUCAGGCUUUUACGGCGAACGAUGUGAAUCAGACUCUUGCCGAAAUUAUUGUCACAACAAUGGUACUUGUGUCGAUCGUGGACAACGUUUAGUAUGUACUUGUUCGGAACGAUUUGUGGGCGAACGUUGCGAAACUGAUCUAUGCAAGACUUCUAGUCCACCCAAAUUUUGCGAUGAAUCAGAAAUACCAUCUCGCAAUCCAUGUACCGGUAUUAUAUGUCAAAAUAGUGGUACCUGUCAUGUAAUUAAAGGCGUAGCGAUGUGCAACUGCACAGACCAGUGGAAUGGCGAGUUUUGUGAGCGGCUAGUUACAGAAGAUAAUCCCUGUAUAGAUUACUGUGAUAAUGGCGGCGUGUGUCUAUUAGAUGCUUAUACCGUACCACACUGUACGUGUAUUGGCGAAUGGGAGGGCAGUACUUGCAAUAUACCACCAAGUUGCGUUGGUGAAUGCGGCGUUUGUCGCAUAGGAAGCUCAAUUAACGAGUGCAGUUGUUUGAAUGGGAGAAUUAUGCCAUGUGUGUCGGACAGUGCUGACGCUAUUAGUAGUGAGCAGACACGUACAUCAAACGUAGUAUCCAUACUAGCUAUUAUUAUGGCUGUAGCUAUAUUAGUGUUGGGAAUUUUUGGUGGUGCUUUAUACUUCUUGAAAAAACAUCGCAUAUCGCAACCAUUUUCCCAUGCCCGACUUACCGAUAAUGUGGAAAUUAUGCUUACCAACCCAAUGUAUCGCGGUGAUGUUGACGAGGCGCCUUCUUUCACACAUGAUGAGGAUAAGGGGAAUUUUGCGAAUCCUGUUUAUGAAUCUAUGUAUGCUGAUGCAAUAGUUGAGCAAACGGUGUCAGAGCCCUUAAGCACAGCGCCUGAUGAACGCAAAGGUCUGCUGCAGCACUCUCACGAUGACACCAUUACCCCAGAUAUUCUUUGAUGAUUAACAACAAAUGAGAUUUGUUAAACAUACUACAUAAAAACGCACACAACUAUACAUAAACACAAAGGCACACAAAGAUACAGAAUACCCCAUAUUUAUUGUUUAUAUAUACAUAUACCUUGUGAUCAAAAAAAAACUUUUCGGCCGAUCCAUAUGAGAUGCCCAACAACACUGCAAUUUCUCUAAUCGGUUCACAACAAUUUUCUAACACGAUCUGCUUCGCCGAUUCAAUGUUUUCUUCAGUAACAGAAGUUGUUGAACGGCCAGGGAUAUCAUCAUGGUCCAAGCUUGUACGACCCUCUUUGAACCUUUUAAACCAUUCGUAUACUCGUGGUUUCGACACACACAAAUCACACUUGAAUUCUUUUGCAACACAAAAUUUGAUGCACGCACGUUGUUGAACGAUAUGCGUUCAACUUUGACAGAAUGCGUAUACUAGUGUUGCCAGCGUGAAAAUAAAAAAAAUUUACCGAUUGGAUAAGCGCGGGAAUUCAAAAAUAGGCCUCUCG
Molecule: messenger RNA, 3398 nt
Organism: Teleopsis dalmanni
Lineage: Eukaryota; Metazoa; Arthropoda; Insecta; Diptera; Diopsidae
Product: prolow-density lipoprotein receptor-related protein 1-like
Exons: 12
Coding region: 19-2886 (955 amino acids)
Molecular function (GO): protein binding
Source: RefSeq, a predicted model, not a curated record